Molecule: messenger RNA, 639 nt
Organism: Solanum lycopersicum (tomato)
Lineage: Eukaryota; Viridiplantae; Streptophyta; Magnoliopsida; Solanales; Solanaceae
Source: RefSeq, a predicted model, not a curated record
UUUUUUAUUGAGGAUACACAUGCCACAAAUAUUUAUGAUACACAAUCAUUUUCCAAGCACCAUUCAUGUCUGUUAGUUUUGAAAUUUUUCUGCACCAUUCAUACUAUGAAAAUCAUAUUUUUAGGCUGGGUUGUAUUCUGUCCCGACUAUAAUCUUUAUCUCCAGAUUGAUGAUCCAGAUGCUAUUUGGAGAGAAAAUAUUUUGUCAAAGUGGUUUUGGAGAAGUUUGUUAUCGUUUCAAAAACACAAAGGUGUGAGAUUUGUGGAAUCAAGUGUGUUCAAAUUUUUAUCGCGAUUGGCUAGUAAUCUGAGAUCCUCCGCUGAGUUUGUGAUAACCUAUCAAGAUGAUUUUUUACACAGAUUUAUGCUCAAUAUUGGAAGUGUUGGAAACCAUAACAAUGAAUCAGCCCUUGCUUGAAUACAAGUGCAACACACGUACCCAGAGACUAGUAAAAUCAUACAUAUCAAUGUAAGAGAAAAUUUGGCUCUGUGCUGAUGCUCCAAAAACAGAGCUCCAUUGAAACUGUAUGUCUAUUAGAUAGAAAAAGAAAGUGUAAUUCCAUUGAACGUUACACGAAAAUUUGAAGUCCGUAUGUCAAGCAGUUACAAACAAUCAACAAAACUGACAAAUAUUGUUUGA